AUGUCCUGCGCCGAAUAUGACGAUUCGACGUACGACUGGACGGAACCCGACGACAUGAAUAUUUUCCCGCGCGAUGUAUGGCCGCAGGAGACGUACUAUGUGCCUGGGUGCAAGAUGACCGACCUUGUGCCAUCGCUAUUGGUACGCUUCGCGGCGCAGCAAGCAAGCCGCAGGCUUAUGGGCGCGGUCGAGGCCGGGACGUUGCAGAAUGUCAAGAGUGUGGACUUUGACAUGGCUGUCCUGGACGUCGUGAUUAUGCUUAACGAUCAAGUCCGCUCGGAAUGUGUCCUUGCCCAUACGACCCUUACGGACAGCGUUGAGGCUUGGCACAAGUGGCUGCGCGACGCGACGGACGAGAUUGCAGGCAAGGGUAGUCUAUUCUUGAAGCUGCAAAUCCCCGAUGGCGAUAAAGUACUCGCUGGAUGGGGGCAUGUCGAAUCGAGCCCAGCCGAGCGAGGUGCGGGCGCUGCCGCCGAGCAGCGCUCACAGCUCAUCGUGAACUGCAUGGAUCAACUAUGGGAACGGAUUGACACGCGCGAGGCCUAUUCUCGCCCCCCUUUAACCGCUGCUUCUAGUGGUGUCCUCGGCAGCUAUGGCCCGGGAGACUUAGAGAAGAACAUGGUGUGGUAUGGUCGUAUGGUCGAGCUGAAUGGGGAGCAAGCAACACCUUCUCGCUCGUUCACGAUGACAUGGGACGGCAAGCGGGUCCUCGAUGUCGAGGACGACAAAGACAACGACACUGAUAUGGACAGUGAUAGCGCGCGCGAUGCCUCGACUGAUGGAACAACGGCCGACGAGUCCUUGUGCACUCCGACCUCGUCGCCGAUGACGUCGUCGCCGAUGAGCUACAGAGGCCAUUCAGCCGCUGCGCGUACUCAAGAGGACGGAACCUUCGACCUUGGCGAAGAGGUCGAUGACACUGUCGAUCAGGCGUCAUCGGAACACGAUCACCUGAGAACCAAAUCACCUUCCUCCACUGUGUCAACCUGUCGCUCAAGCGUCGCGUAG
Messenger RNA from Cutaneotrichosporon cavernicola, 1008 nucleotides. RefSeq lists its product as uncharacterized. The coding region runs from base 1 to 1008 and encodes 335 amino acids. The record is from RefSeq and is a predicted model, not a curated record. The transcript has 3 exons. NCBI's taxonomy places the organism in Eukaryota, Fungi, Basidiomycota, Tremellomycetes, Trichosporonales, Trichosporonaceae.